This is a messenger RNA of Rhipicephalus sanguineus (brown dog tick), 596 nucleotides long. RefSeq lists its product as uncharacterized. The transcript is spliced from 2 exons. Bases 1 to 576 code for a protein of 191 amino acids. The record is from RefSeq and is a predicted model, not a curated record. NCBI's taxonomy places the organism in Eukaryota, Metazoa, Arthropoda, Arachnida, Ixodida, Ixodidae.
AUGGCAGCAGCCGCCGGGCGGGGGGAAACGGCCGCGGAGACGUACUCGUACGACCGUAACGCCGGCGACGGCCAUGGGCCACUACGCGGAGCGGCGCUUCCCGCGUCCAGUUGUCCUGUAUCGACGGUGGCGUUGGCGCGCAUUCGCCGGGAGCUCGAGGAGAUCCGGUACAGUCCGCUGACCAACUGCUCAGCGGGACCCAUCAGCUCGUGCGACCUGUUCAAGUGGACCGCCACCAUCGUGGGACCUGAGGAGACGCCGUACGAAGGGGGCGUCUUCCUGCUCGACGUCACUUUUCCCGAAGACUACCCGUUCAACCCGCCCAUGGUCAAGUUCACCACCAAGAUCUACCACAUCAACAUCGUGGCCGACCAAGUCAUCUGCCUGGACAUCCUCAAGACGCACUGGACCCCGGCCUUGACCGUUUCGGACGUACUGCUCUCACUAUGGUGCCUGCUGAAAGAGCCAUACGCGGAUGAUCCAGCCGACCAAAAGGUCGCCGCCGUAUACAAGGAGAACCGCACUCUCUACGAGAGCACGGCACGCAAGUGGACUGCCGAGCAUGCGAAGCUUUAGAGGCGCGUCAGCUUCCGGAG